Odobenus rosmarus divergens (Pacific walrus) is the source of this 1196-nucleotide messenger RNA. It is a transcript of the gene HS1BP3, whose product is annotated as HCLS1 binding protein 3. The transcript is spliced from 7 exons. Lineage: Eukaryota; Metazoa; Chordata; Mammalia; Carnivora; Odobenidae. Bases 39 to 1196 code for a protein of 385 amino acids. The record is from RefSeq and is a predicted model, not a curated record. Gene Ontology annotation, molecular function: phosphatidylinositol binding.
UCCCGUGACCGUACGCCCCGCCCGGAGUCGCCGCGGUCAUGCAGUCCCCGGCGGUGCUCGUCACCUCCAGGCGAGUUCAGAAUGUCCACACGGGCCUCGACCUGACCGUGCCCCAGCACCAGGAGGUGCGGGGCAAGAUGAUGUCAGGCCACGUGGAGUACCAGAUCCUGGUGGUUACCCGGCUGGCUGCAUUCAAGUCGGCUAAGCACAGGCCCGAGGAUGUCGUCCAGUUCUUGGUCUCGAAAAAGUACAGUGAGAUUGAGGAGUUCUACCAGAAACUGAGCAGUCGUUACCCCACGUCCAGCCUUCCCCCGCUCCCCAAGAAGGUCCUGUUCGUUGGGGAGUCCGACAUCCGGGAAAGAAGAGCCGUGUUCAAUGAGAUUCUGCGCUGUGUCUCGAAGGACGCCGAGUUGGCAGGAAGCCCAGAGCUGUUAGAAUUCUUAGGCACCAGAUCCCCAGGGUCUGCGGACCUCACCAGCAGAGAUGUCUCUGUCCUGGAUUCACACAGCCAGGCCCAGGAUGACGGGGAGGCUUUCGACUUCUUUGAGCAGCAGGACCGAGCGGAGGCUGAGGGUCUGCCCAUCCCAGGCCAGAAGGGCGAGGAUGCAAGAAACUCCUCCGAGGACGAAGAGGAGGAGGCACUGGACCCUCUGGGCAUCAUGCGCUCUAAGAAGUCCAAGAAACGCCCCGAAGUGGCUGUGAAGCCUAAACCCUCACCCCGACUCACCAUUUUUGAUGAGGAGGUGGACCCUGAUGAGGGGCUUUUCGGCCCAAGCAUGAAGCUCUCCCCGCAGCGCCCCGCAGAGGACGUGCCCCUCCAGGACCCCCUGAAGUUGUUUGAAGAUCCUGACCUUGGCGGUGCCGUCCCUCUGGAUGACCCCUUACUGCUGCCUGCCGCCCAUGAGAGUGGAGGGCCCAUGUCCCACGCGGAGCUGUUCAGAGUUGAAGAGGACUUGGACCAGCUUCUGAACCUGGGGGCUGAGCCCACCCCCAAGCCCCAGCCUGAGCCCAAAGCACCAGUGGCAGCUAGGCCAGCACUUCCCAGAAAGCCAGCUGUCCCCCCCCGAGUGGGCCUGUCGGAGGCUGUGGUGGGGCAGCGGAAGCAGCAACAGAUUCAAGCCAUGGACGAGAUGGACAUCUUACAGUAUAUCCGGGACCACGAUGCGCCCGGCCGGGCUGCCCCCAGCCUCUUCUGA